This is a messenger RNA of Blastomyces dermatitidis ER-3, 1413 nucleotides long. Its product is annotated as 40S ribosomal protein S8. NCBI's taxonomy places the organism in Eukaryota, Fungi, Ascomycota, Eurotiomycetes, Onygenales, Ajellomycetaceae. Gene Ontology annotation, biological process: translation. Gene Ontology annotation, cellular component: ribosome; mitochondrion. Gene Ontology annotation, molecular function: structural constituent of ribosome. Bases 372 to 884 code for a protein of 170 amino acids. The record is from RefSeq and is a predicted model, not a curated record. The transcript is spliced from 2 exons.
GCCUAAUCCAGACAUUGCGUGCCAAGCAAACCAACGCCGCCAGCGAAACCAAUCACGUGACUCAGACAUCGCAGAUUUAUUUGGCGGAAGUUUGUAUGUAAACUCACUGCAUUGACGGAGCUGGCAGACUGAUAUUCAACGAGGAGGUUAGGAAGAUCACCACCCGCUCGACCAAAUUUAUGCAUGUUUCUACCACCAAACUUGCAACAAAAUAGAAAAAGAGGCUAUCCUCCAAGCUCCCAGCCCAACCAAAGAAAGGACUACGCAAACCAAAUUCGAGGCGAUAGCCUCCUCUCCUCUCCUCCCUCCGCCAUACGCCUAUAAGCAAACGAAUAAGAAGGAAAAGAAAACUUGAAACAUCGUCCAUCACAAUGUCCCUCGUCAACCUCGCCAACGUCUGCUCCUCCAUCACAAACGCCUCCAAGGCCCGCCUGGCCAUAACCUCCAUCUCAAACACAAAGCUCCACCUCCGCCUCGCCCUCGCCCUCCGCGAUGCCGGCUUCAUCUCCACCGUCGUGCUAGCCGGCCUCAACCCACCCCCGCAACACGUCCUCCUGAAGAUCCCCGCCGCCAACGACGAAAUCGAGCCCAUCGAGCCCGUGACGAGGGAAAACGUCGCCUCGCGCCGCCUCUGGCUGGGGCUGAAAUACUGGCAGAGCGAACCGGUCAUUACCAAGAUGUCGAUGGUGAGCAAGCCCACGCGCCGGCUGACGCUGGAUGUGCCCAUGUUGAGAGAUAUUGUGCGCGGCCAUAAGCGGAAGACAGUAGAGGGGUUGAGGUCGCCGGGGGAGUGUUUGUUUUUGUCGACUAAUCAGGGGAUUUUGGAGGCGAGGGAGUGUGUGGAGAAGAUGACUGGAGGCAUGGUGUUAUGUAGAGUUGUUUGAGCGGAGGUUUUUGUGGUGGUCUUUUUUUAUUUUCCCCGCCCUCCUCUGUUUCCUUUCUUUUUUGGUUUUUGGCCGCAUUUGGAAUGGAGUUUGCACGUUUAUCUGGUCUUUUACAGCAAGGCAGUACACGGCAUUGGACUCGAGUUUUUGGAGGACCAGUGUCUGCGACAUUUCUGUGUGUGUAUGUAUAUUGUAUAUUAUCGAUGGAUAAAAUCCCCCCCGUCUCUCUAUUUUGAUUUUGAUAGAUGGUCAAGACCAUUCUGUAUAAAACUGGGGCUUUUAGACUCUACCAUGUCUUCGAUUUUUUUCUACUUUCGCAAUGCAAUGUCGACGAAAUGGCGUGCAAUGAGCAAUGAUGUGCCUAAGGUAAUUUUUUUUUCCCGCGACGAUGCAGCCAAUCUGUCCUCUCCACUGCCAAAAAAAAAAAAAAAAAAAAAAAAGAUCUCAACUUCAUUGCGAACCUCAAAAAUAUAUUCCAAGAAGAAAAGAGAGAGAAAAAAAAGAAAUCGAAAAAACACCAGGGUCUUGC